UUUUUUUAGAAAAUAUUUUUUAUAUGAAUGUCAAGAAGAAAAAAUCAAUUAUCGAAUGCCCUUGCUGUUUAUUUGAAUUUGAUCAACUUCACUGGCUAAUUGCUCAUUUGAGGGAAAUUAAAAAUGGGUGUUUUGGUGCUGAUUUGGAGUUAAAUGAUUCUGAAUUAUUUGGAUGUAAAUUUUGUUUAAUACCUUUACAAACGGCAAAUGAAUUGGCUAAUCAUUUGGAGAUUUGUCUUGCUGCGAAUAAUUUAAAGAAGGAAGAGCCAAUCUGUUUAAAUGAGGUUUGGAAUUUCUUUUAA
Meloidogyne enterolobii is the source of this 302-nucleotide messenger RNA. Lineage: Eukaryota; Metazoa; Nematoda; Chromadorea; Rhabditida; Meloidogynidae. The record is from the annotation of a GenBank genome assembly.